GUGUUGAUUCCUAAUAUUCAAGACUGGGCAACAUUUCAACAUUUAUCACUUACACCCACAACCACAACACCACACAAAGCAUCCUAACUCACCUCACCUCAUGUUCAAUCCACUGACAGAUUCACUAGAGAUAUCACUCUAGUUGCAUGUUCUUAAUUAGGAGUCACCUUGAUUUAUUAGUCUAUUGACUGGUUGUCGACAUAGUCCCUUAACUCCCUAAUCUCUAGAGCUAGGGGUCUUGGACUAAAAGCUCUCCAUCCCCUUUCCGUCGCGUCUCUAAAUCACGCCUCUAGAGCAUCGACUCUGCGUGUAAUUCGCACAUUAUGGAUGCUAUGCCUUACCGUCCCGGAUUCGGGAUUUCGAAGCGAGCCAACAACGAGAAUAUCCCCCCCGUUACCAACAGAGGACUCCACCAUCGUCACAAGUCCACCGGCAACUUACUUGUUACCAAAUCGGUCCUCGGUCUCUCUUCCAAGAACGUGAUGGCGAACGAGUUGAACGGUCGAGCGAAGCCCACAACGACCUACGAGGGAAGCGCCCUAACAACAAGGAACAAUGGUCUUUCCACGCAAGCUAUUCUAGCAGGUCAGGAGAAUAGAAGCCACGCUAGCACAAAAGAGGCGUUCUUGCAACCGGCGCAACGACCCCCGAAGAAAUCACUUGUUCCUUCCGCGUCGAUGCACCACCUUAGGGCAACAGCUAGUCAACAGCAAUCACAUGUCCAACUUAUUUCUUCUCAAUCACAUCUGCAACCUCUCUCCCAACAACAUCACGCCGAGAAACGCAUCGCGCCUCUUAAUGUCUACAGCGACCAACCUAAGAAAGACAACCUAGACGUCCCACAACGCCCUUUUAAUAAGGCGGGUCGAGCCUCUACUGCCUCGAGUUACGAUACUCAAUCGCUAGACGACAGCGAGAAUUGGGUUACAGUCCAACACGAAUCCCACCCCGAAGCGAGUCUCGAUCAAUCUCAACACAGCGGUACCUCUAUUUCUCUCCGAACCGAGGACGACGUAACCGAAGCUGUCUACUUGGACGCUGUAGAGGAGCUCAACGAGGAGCUUGCCGACGAAAAGUAUCCCGCGCUUGUACCUGAGAGAAAGAAGUCCUACGAUUCGGUGCUUUACUACUCUAAGGGCGCCCCUACCGAGUGGCAUUCUCCCAGCAUCGACUUCUCCGAGGAAGAACGUGAUUCAUCGAACGAUCGCGCUGUCCAGCCAGUUCUGUCGAACCUUUCUCCACUACCGAUUUACGAGGAGGACCAAGUCGACAAUCAGGCCGACCUUUCGGAUUACGAAGACGCCGAUUACUACGACGAUCAAGGCUACUCGACAGCUCAUUCCUGCCGUGAUAACACAACAGGUGGUGUGACUAUGGUCGUCAUGCCGCCUAAGUUGACAAGGAAGGGUAUUGCGGAGAUUGAGAAUGCCAAACGUAUCACCGUAGACAACAAUAAAGGCGACGCGAGCCAAGCUGAGGAAGACAACGAUAUCAGUAUGGUCACCGAGUAUGGCGACGACAUCUUUCAGUACAUGAGAGAGAUGGAGAUGGAUAUGCUACCCAACCCCCAUUACAUGGACUCCCAAACGGACAUCCAAUGGUCGAUGCGAGCUGUCCUCAUGGACUGGGUUAUCCAAGUUCAUACUCGUUUCACACUUCUACCUGAGACUCUGUUCCUGGCUGUCAAUUACAUCGAUCGCUUCCUUUCUGUCAAGGUCGUCUCGAUUGGAAAGCUCCAGCUUGUUGGCGCUACAGCUCUUCUCCUCGCCGCCAAGUACGAGGAAAUCAACUGUCCCUCUGUGCAGGAAGUUGUCUAUAUGGUGGACAACGGCUACACGCAGGAAGACAUCCUCAAGGCUGAGCGCUUCAUGCUCAGCAUGCUUGAUUUCCAGUUGGGUUGGCCUGGACCGAUGAGCUUUUUGAGACGCACCAGCAAGGCGGACGAUUAUUGCAGUGAGAUCCGAACUCUUGCUAAGUAUCUCCUCGAGAUUACUAUCAUGGACGAACGUUUUGUUGCUAGCCCUCCUAGCUACUUGGCCGCUGGUUCUCUAUGCCUCGCCCGCUUAAUGCUGGGCAAAGGCGGAUGGACUCAUGAGCAUGUUCACUACUCCGGCUACACGUUCACCCAACUGAAACCCCUGGUUGUGGCUAUGUUUGAGUGCUGCGAGAUCGGCCGCGAGCAUCACAGGGCUAUCUUCGAGAAGUAUUCUAGCAAGGCAUUUAAGGGCGUCGCCUUGUUUGUCGAGGAGCAGGUAGCCAUGGGUUUCAAGCUUCCCUUCCAGCAGGGUUUCCAUCAUCACCACAUGCCUGCGGAUUUGUUCGAUGAUAUCUACCCGGCUACAUCGACCUACGCCACUCCGGUCCCCCUCUACGGCUGAACAAAAUCUCUGGAGUUGAAUUCUUCAUAACCACAUCACACGCCGUUCCGCAUCCCACUACGAACAACCGUAGAUAUUUGAGACGCUUAUCGGUUGCCAUUGGACGUUCUACUUUACAUUCGACUCUACACCGGUUUACGCUGAGAUACCCCCGUUGCCGUUUGUAGGCACGGCCUAAUACUUAAAACUUCUACUAAUCUGGCACCGAUACGGCACCAUCACUUACGAUAUUGCACGAGGCUCACGAUAUUCAUGACACACUCGUCCUACUUGCGAUGCAUUUUCAAUUCGUUCCACUUUGCUUUUCUUUUCGCGAUGGAGUUUACGGCAAUGUUUUCGCCCCAGUCGGCACUACACUGGCAUGGCAAGCAAAAUCAAGCAUGAGUUCAGGCGUACGGACCCGGAAGGACAAGGCAGGGCGAUAGGGCAGGCAGAGAGGCGAGGAUUGCUAUUUUUCCUAUAAUGACAUUGCGAACAGUCAACUAAAACCGUCGUAAUUUAAUAAGGUCGUAUGUCCCCCGAGAAACGAAAAAAGGUACUCUAGGUCCUACCUUAGGUACUGUUCGAGUAUAUAAUUUGCUUGGAGGAGACGUUUCGACCACACUGGUCCGAGGCCUACAAAAGGACUUGCUACAUAGAGCUUUAGAUAAAAAAGUCUUCGUGAUAUUUCAUUAA
This is a messenger RNA of Hypoxylon trugodes, 3053 nucleotides long. Its product is annotated as cyclin-like protein. The transcript is spliced from 5 exons. The record is from RefSeq and is a predicted model, not a curated record. Gene Ontology annotation, cellular component: cytoplasm; cyclin-dependent protein kinase holoenzyme complex; nucleus. Bases 324 to 2378 code for a protein of 684 amino acids. Gene Ontology annotation, molecular function: cyclin-dependent protein serine/threonine kinase regulator activity. Gene Ontology annotation, biological process: mitotic cell cycle phase transition; regulation of cyclin-dependent protein serine/threonine kinase activity. Lineage: Eukaryota; Fungi; Ascomycota; Sordariomycetes; Xylariales; Hypoxylaceae.